Lucilia sericata (common green bottle fly) is the source of this 931-nucleotide messenger RNA. RefSeq names its product trypsin beta. The record is from RefSeq and is a predicted model, not a curated record. The transcript has a single exon. Gene Ontology annotation, molecular function: serine-type endopeptidase activity. Gene Ontology annotation, biological process: proteolysis. Lineage: Eukaryota; Metazoa; Arthropoda; Insecta; Diptera; Calliphoridae. Bases 26 to 835 code for a protein of 269 amino acids.
UUUUAAACAAUUAUUUCUUUUCAAAAUGUUGAAGUGUAACGGUAACAGUUUAACAGCGUUGAUAGUACUUUCUCUUUUUGUAGGCCUACAGGGCUACGUAGUGCCAAGUGCAGUGGAUAAUAAUAAAGAUGGUCGCAUAGUUGGUGGCAUAGAGACAUCUAUUGAAAGAUUUCCCUAUCAAGUUUCAGUGCGUUUAUACAGUUAUAUAUUGAUACAUAUUUGUGGUGGUUCUAUUUAUGCUCCUCGUGUUAUCAUAACUGCGGCCCAUUGUAUUAAGGGUCGCUAUGCUUCGACUAUACUUAUAGUGGCCGGUAAAUCUUCGAUUAUAGAUCAAGAACCCGCCUUAGCAGUUGCCAAAUUGAUCUAUAAUCCGGGUUAUAACAAAAAGGCCCAUCUUAAUGAUGUUGGUCUUAUAAUAUUAAAUGAGCAGUUGGUUUACUCCCCUAAUAUCCAACCAAUACCUUUGGCCGAGCAUAAACUUCAAGCGGGCUCUAUAGCCACGGUAACGGGUUGGGGACAAGAUGAUGAAAAUGCUGAGUAUAUGCAAAAUCAUUUACAAAUGGUCCAGUUGACUAUAAUCGAUCCUGAAUAUUGCAAUAGUCAAUAUGCUGCUAAAAGUUUAACUAUUACUGAGGAAAUGGUUUGUGCCGGAGUUGAAGAUUUUACCAAGGAUUCGUGUCAAGGAGAUUCCGGUGGUCCCUUGGUAGUUGAUGGUAAAUUGGUUGGCAUCGUUUCUUGGGGUAUGGGUUGUGCUCGCGAUGGUUUCCCUGGUGUUUACUCUAGUGUGCCUUAUCAUACUCAAUGGAUUUUGGACAAUGCUGCAGAGUACCUGUAAAAAAAGCAUUUCAAGUUGGCCCUUAAAGAACAAAUAUCUGACAAAUUGUGAUUAUAAUGAAAUUAACGAACAAAUUUUUUGAAAAACAAAUUUAAA